CUGGUGGCUGACCAGUGGAGCAGUUGGAGAAUGGAGGUUUCACACACAUUGCAGUUUGCACUGGCUGGUUAUACACAUGUGUCAUGGGAACGUUCAACGACUGGCAACUUUGACAGUUUGUUUUUUCCGGCAGAUCGACUGACUGAAAUCUGGGGUUUUGUUUCUGACUCAGUAAUGCAGACAUUUUUGUGAUUUAAAAAAAAAAUGUUCACACUUGGCAGAGGGACGUAUAAGCCGUAUAAUGGCUUAGCAAUGGGGAGUGUGGACCCAGCAUUUAAGCCCAUCGACAAAGACCGGUCUGCCUUUCACAUAUGGCGGAUAGAGAAAAUGCAGGUUGUGGCUGUCCCAAAGGAUUUCUAUGGACAGUUCUACCGGGGUGAUUCCUACAUCAUUCUGUCGGUAACUGCUAUUGGACAAAGUCCAAAAGGAAAAGACAUGCAGAUAAAACGUAUACGGGAUAUGAAAGGAUCGCCAGUGGAAUCUCAUAUUCACUUUUGGCUCGGAUCAGAAACGUCACAGGAUGAGGCUGGUAUUGCAGCCUACAAGUCGGUGGAACUUGACGACUAUCUCGGUGGAUCCCCGGUCCAGCAUCGAGAAACGGAGGGGUUCGAAUCCCCAGUCUUCCUGUCCUACUUCCCUAAAGGAAUCCAAAUAAUGGAAGGGGGUGCCUCCUCUGGGUUCCGUCACGUAGAGAAGGUGUUUAAAGUGAGAAUGCUGCACAUCAAGGGAAAACGUAUUCCACGUAUCAUGGAGGUAAGGGUUCCGAUUAGCUGGGAGAAUAUGAACAGUGGAGAUUGCUUUGUCCUCGAUAUCGGAAACCUCAUGUUCGUCUGGAUUGGGAAAGAAUGUCGCAGAUCAGAGAGACUUAAGGCCAUGGAGGUGAGCCGUCAGUUGAGGGACGAGAGAGGCGGGAAGGCCUCUCUGAUUGUUGUCGAGGACGGAGAGGAAGAGGCCAUGAAGGGAGACGUCAAGAAGGCGUUUGAGCAGCACCUGGCUUUGAAAGACAAAUCGGGGAAGAUCAAGAGUAAAGAACAGGCCGGGGAAGAUGAAAAAAUAGAAACCACUCAAGCAGGGCAGCUUAAACUGUACUCAUGUUCUGAAGAGAGUGGAACACUAAAGAUUUCUGAAGUAAAGAGUGGACCACUGUCUAGGAAAGACCUGACAUCUCAGGAUGCGUUUAUCGUGGACCGCGGCGGAGUGGCUAUCUGGGUGUGGAUCGGUAAGAAGGCGUCGCCUCGCGAGAAGAAAGAAGCAAUGAGAAAUGGACUCGGAUUUAUUAGUAAAAAACAGUACAACAAGAGUACACCGGUCACCCGAGUGAUAGACGGAGGGGAACCAGUCGAUUUCAAAUGUCUGUUUAAAGACUGGCCCCAGCCAACUCCACCUGGAAAAGUUUACACUAACAGCAGAAUAGCUAAGACCGUUCAGACCAAGUUUGAUGCCGCCACUCUCCAUAGCAACCAUGCUUUGGCAGCAGAGACACAGAUGGUAGAUGAUGGAAGUGGUAAGGUGGAGGUGUGGAGAGUUGAUAACUUUGAGCUUCAUGAAGUUCCGAGUGCGCACCAUGGAGAAUUCUUCGGUGGAGACUGUUACGUGAUUCAGUACACCUACAAAGUGAACAAGAGAGAAAACUACAUAGUAUACUUCUGGCUGGGCUUGCAUUCAACAGCUGAUGAGAAGGGGACUGCUGCUCUGAAAGCCGUUGAACUGGAUGAUAAAGUCGGAGGAAGUGCCGUUCAGGUGCGUGUUGUCCAGUACAAAGAGCCGCCCCAUUUCAUGUCUAUGUUUGGAGGAAUGAUGGUCAUCUUUGAGGGCGGUAAAGCUGGCUGGGCAGGGGGAGAUGAGAAGAACGGCCCUGGGGACAGGUACAUGUUGCACGUGCGGGGAACGACAAAGCUCAACACGAAGGCGGUUCAAGUCCCGAUGAGGGCAUCGUCUCUCAAUUCCAAUGACGUCUUCGUCAUAUUCACAAAGUCAUCUGUCUUCUUGUGGGCAGGCAAGGGAUGUACAGGGGAUGAACGAGAAAUGGCCAAAGUUGUUGCUUCAAAAUCACCACGAACUGUAACGAUGGUGUUUGAAGGUAAGGAGAAGGAGGACUUUUGGAAUGUCUUUGAUGGAGGAAAGGAGCCCUAUGCAUCCGACAAGAGAUUACAGGAAGACGCUAAUUGUGCUCAUGCUCCGAGACUGUUCCAGUUGUCGAACGCUGCUGGGCGAUUCAGCGUAGAAGAAAUCCCCGACUUUGUCCAAACGGACCUGAUAGAGGAAGACAUCAUGAUCCUGGAUGUGUGGGAUCAAAUCUACAUCUGGGUUGGGAAGGGAUCCAACAAAGAUGAGAGAGCAGAAGCAGACAGGAUGGCAAAGGAAUACCUGGCCACUGACCCAGCCGGGAGAGACACCGACACUCCAAUCUGUCGCAUCAAACAGGGAUUUGAACCACCAUCUUUUACGGGAUUCUUUGGAGUGUGGGACACCGAUCUGUGGAAUAAAGGAAAGACUUAUGAACAAAUGAAGGAAGAGCUAGGAUCUGAUGCUGUGUCAUUUUCACUUGUACAAGAUGCUGUUAAUGGAUCAGCGCCGAGUUUUAACGAGGUGUCAAAGUUCCCCUAUGAACAGCUAACAGUCGAUGUAGAAGACCUUCCACCGGGCGUAAACGCUGAAGCAAGAGAGGUGCAUUUGGAACAAGAAGAGUUCAUGAGACUGUUCAAAAUGUCAUAUGAAUCAUUCAUGAGAAAGCCAGCAUGGAAACAAGUGCAGAUUAAAAAAGAAUUAAAAUUGUUUUGAAAAUUCAUUAGGAGCUGCAUUUAACUGAUUAUCUUGAAAUAUUGUUUUAGGAUGUACAAAUAUUAAGAAGAUGUUCAAGAAUUACUUUGUCUUGAACUAUUCAUUCAUAGUAAUUGUUAAUAUGAAAAUAGUAUUUUCAUUUUUUUUUCCAAUAGAAUUUUGGUAUGAAAUGCUUAUUAAUGUACAAAUAGUUGACAUUCCUUCUUUCUCAGGCAUAAAAUUUGUACAGAAUUGACCAAAAAUUCGAAAUGCAUCAUUGAUAUUUUUAUUGACCUGUCAUACAAUUUAUUUUCUCACCUAACAAUGAUGAUUGUUGUUGUUAUGGGAUUCAUCAUUCUACCAUUGAACAUUUAUCACUGAAUUAAAGAUGUCUGUUGAUUGAAAACAGAUUUUCAGGCCUUCAGAUUUCGUGGCAACAGAGGUUUUUUUCCUGUACAGUACCAUGUUGGCAGCUUGCGUAUAAAAUCACAGAACUAAGGAUUGUUACCCAUUAUCAUGUGAAAUAAUCCCCCAUUACCACAAUUAUUGAAAAACAGUUUCUAAUCAUAGGAAAAAUUUAAUGCACAUUUGUUAUAAUUUGAUCCUAUGUUUCAGCGGCAUUUCAAUUAGUUUUGGUGAUCACUGGGAAUUGAGCUGAAAAAGUGUUUUCCAUAAAAUCGUUGGGCUUGGAUUUUAUUAGUAUUAGAAUUGUUAUUCCAAUAUCAAAUGAAAAUAGUUGAAAUGGAGAAUUUUUUUAUUUAUUUAUUAAAAAUAAAUAAUAAAAAACUGGGAGAUGCGGAACUAUUAGAUUAUUUGUUGAUAAUUAACUGAUUAUAUUUUUGACUAAGAACAGGAAUUGUCUGUACCUGUUCCAAAAUUGCUUUUAUAUAAGUUAACAUAUUUUGUAAAUCAUAUCUUACAGUUGUUAUUUUUCAUUAAACUGUUGAAAAAUGAUAGCUAAGUAAAAAGAAAUCAUGACACCACAAGAAAUAAUUGGUAGAACUGGGACAGAUUGUUCAAAUCUGGAAAAUUACUGGAUGGAAACAAAAAUGAAUGUGACAUAUUGUUCAACAAUUGAAACAAUUGGAAUAAUGUUCAAUACUUGAGUGUGUACAUUUCAUAGAUCACCCAAAAUAAAUACUAGUAAUUGAAUUAUAAAUUGUUUUACCAAACUAUUUUUUGGGGAUAUUAUGAUGCUUCACAUUUUCAUUUUGAAUUACCUCCCCCUGUAUAAACAAAAUUAGAUUAUAUGCUCUAUAUAAAGAACCAGUAUUUUGAAGCUUUAAAAAAUAUUUUAUCAGUUUUGGUGAGCUUAUGGUAUUUUGUCAUUUUAUUUCUUCAGUUAUUUGUCUCAAGGCUUCUUACUUCUGCAUAUGUUUCAGUCCUGCUUUGACAUUUUAAAGCUUUAAAUCGGCUUGAUUUUUUUUAGAGAUUUUACUUUAAUAUUGUCUUGUUCCUGUUAAAGCAGAGAUUAAGGUAGACCCCAAAAUUAUUAACAAUUUGGACAAUUUUGUCAAAAUCUGUAGCGAAAUUUAAAUUUCAUUUAGCCAAAGUGCACAAAUAGUAGUACAUUAAAAACCGGACAGUUUUAUAAUUGGGUUUUUGGCAAUGAAAUAUAUUUGUCACAUUCAAAUUAAAUUUAGAUUUCACAAUUUGGUGACUCAACAGUUUGAGAUCCUGUAUUUCCUGUUGAUAAUUGCCAAGAUAAAUACUAGGCUAAGAAAAUAAAUGGAAUGAUUUUUUUCUCUAGUUUAUUAAUUUGCAUUACCAUAAAAGUGUUCGCCACUUAGAAAUCACUAAUUAAUACCAAUUUAAUAUUUUAAAAAAAAUAUUUGACAUACAUUUUAUACUAAAAACUACUGAGGUAAAAAUAUGUGAUGGCUAUUAUCGAACCUGUCUAAAAUGCUUUGCUUAUAACAAGUAAAUGGCCAUUCUCAGGAAUCACCCACACUUGUAAGCAUUACAAGAUCCUGCAUAUAAGUACGGCUAUCUCUGAAGGUGUGUGAGGCCCAAAGCAAACAAUAUGAUGUGGUUGCUGUCACCUAAUCUUGGACUUGUGAGUGAUUUCUUAUUGUGGUGAUGAAUAAAAACAUUUACAGUGGCUCAGUGCUGAUGUUCUAAGAGCAAACCAGAGAUGCAGUUGUUCAUGUCGGCUCCGUCGUAAGGAAAGUCUUGCAAGCAAGUCUGGGUUAUAUAAAUAGUCAUUUGGUUAAACUUAUUUAUUAUAUAACAUGUAAUGUUCAGUAAUAUAUAUAUAUAUAUAUAGUUGUUAACCUUUCAGUGGAAACUGCUAUUUCAAUGUAAAUGACACUCAUCAGGUUAACGGUUUUUAUCUAAUGUUCAGUAAAAUAUCUUUUAAAAAAUGUUCAGUCAAAUAAUAGUGAAUACCUUCUCAGUAGAAACUGCUAUUUCUCUGAAAAUGAAGUCUUGUUAAAAUAACAUCAUUGGGUGGUAACAUGGUUUACAAUAUGUUAACUUAGUUAAAUAGACUAUCAAAAGGACUUUAUUGGUCAGUUUUGUGGCAUAUUCUCGUUUUUUAGUUUAGAAUAAAGUUAAAAUGAUGAUUGUUAUAUACAAAAUAUAGACAAUUUCAUGCUUUUGCUAAAAUAUUAUUGAUAUCUCAUCUCAUGAAGAUGGCAAUUUCAUAUCAUACUUGUAAUGUAAGCACUUCUUAGGACACGAUUGAUAGAAGUCGUAGUUGAAAAAAAACCCAGCAGCAUAACAAAUAUACAAAAUGACCUACAUGUAUUUAUAUGUGUAAAGAUAUGUUGUUUUAUCUCAAGAUUUAAGAGAAUGAUUUUUAUAUACAUAAAUUUGUGAUCACAAAUGAGAUAA
Molecule: messenger RNA, 5595 nt
Organism: Gigantopelta aegis
Lineage: Eukaryota; Metazoa; Mollusca; Gastropoda; Neomphalida; Peltospiridae
Product: advillin-like
Exons: 27
Coding region: 205-2781 (858 amino acids)
Biological process (GO): cytoskeleton organization; barbed-end actin filament capping; actin filament severing
Cellular component (GO): actin cytoskeleton; cytoplasm
Molecular function (GO): actin filament binding; phosphatidylinositol-4,5-bisphosphate binding
Source: RefSeq, a predicted model, not a curated record